UGCCCCUACCUCUGUAACUCUGUUCCUAACAAGAAAAAAUUAGAGUUUAAAGAGACUCAAGAAGAAGAAGUUGUUCUUGAAAGAGAAGCUGAGUGAUCCUUAACUUAUCAUCAGAGAGAGAGAGAGAGCACAACUGAAGAACAUUAUGGUGGAAGCAGCCUACCCUCAACUGCUAAGAUAGUGACUUCAGAAUGCAAUUGCUUUUGAGAUGUUUGAACAACAGCUAACUGUAAUCUGUAACUAUUUAAUAGGUGAAUAACCAUCCUUCCUACCUUCUAAAAUUAUAUCGACAAGUGAUUCUUAACAACCAUACAAUUUUACGAUAAACGUCCUUCUGUAACAUAGUUUUGUAUGUCCUCUUUACAAUUGUAUUGGUUUUUGUUAUUCUUGGAAGUUUUGGGAAUCUUAUAGCUUCCACAUUAGAGUUCAUGUUCUAAAAUCUUAAUGUUCACUCGAGUGGGUUUGUAUACUUGUAGUUGACUAACUAGUUUCACUUCUUAAUGCUAUGGAUAAGUAUUUAAUAAAGCAACAACAAUUAGGAAACUAUUAAUGAUAGUUAUAAACAAAGUCUUAUGAAAAUCAACUUACACGAUUUUCUUGCAAAUCUUGCAUCAUGGAUUAGGCUUUCUUUUAUAUAUUUAUUUUAAUUUGUAUUUACAUAAUAACAUAUAAGAGGUCCGCCCAAAAUUUAAAUCUUAGCUCCACUCCUACAUAUAAGUAUAAUUAUAACAGACAUGACCUGUUAGCCGAUCUACCUACUAAUUAAACAUCUACCUACAUAUUGCUUGGAAGUUCAGAAACCUACAUUUUUCUAUAUGAUAGUUAGUCCAUUUCAUCCUCCCAUGAUAAUAUUAAGAGUAUGGCUCAAUUUAUAAAAGUCUUGUCAUUUGUUUUUUAAGUAAAUAAUUACUUUAAUUAUUGGAAUCUAGAAAGUGUACAUCCAAAGCAAUCAAUCUGCAACCACUUGCAUCUUGUGUGUUGGUUUAAUUAACAACAGGUCUGCAGUUCUCCUCCUUUGUAUCAGAGUUCAAUUUUUCUUAUAUCUAAACAACAAUGUUAUAGUGUGCAGUGAUCAGUUUCUUUCCCUUGUUUUUAGUGGGAUUGGAGAAGGAAAAAGAAAUCCCAUUUGGGAAUCACUAGAUAGGAGAGAUGGAAAGCCAAGAAAGAGAGCAUAUCCCUCUUCUCACCCCUUACAAGAUGGGUAAUUUCCAACUUUGCCACAGGAUUGUUUUGACACCGAUGUCAAGGUUUAGAUCUUACAACAGUCUUCCUCAAUCACAUGCUAUCUUAUAUUACUCUCAAAGAGCCACCGAUGGAGGCUUUCUCAUUGCUGAAGCUACCGCUAUAUCACCUGCUGCUCAAGGGUUUAGGGAUGUUCCUGGCAUAUGGUCAAAGGAACAUAUUGAUGCAUGGAGACCCAUUGUGGAUGCUGUUCAUGCCAAAGGCGGCAUAUUCUUUUGUCAACUUUGGCAUCCUGGGAGGGCUUCAGAUCAAACAGGUUUUGAGCCAAACACAGGAAGCUCUCCAGUCUCUUCGACAGAUAGAGCAUGUAGUUUUGUGGAAAGCGACGGUGAAGUUUUGUUUGAAUUUCCAACCCCUCAAAGACUAAAAGCUGAAGAAAUUAUUGUAAUUGUUGACGAUUUCAGAGUUGCAGCAAGGAACGCUAUGGAAGCUGGCUUUGAUGGUGUCGAAAUCCAUGGGGCAAAUGGUUAUCUAAUUGACCAGUUUUUAAAAGAUCAAGUCAAUGAUCGAACCGACGAGUAUGGAGGUUCGUUAGAGAAGCGUUGCAGAUUCGCCCUUGAAGUAGUGGAAAUCGUGGCAAACGAGAUUGGAGGCGAGAGAGUUGGCAUUAGACUCUCACCAUUUUCAAAUCACAUGGAUUCAGUAGAUUCAAACCCAGAAGCUUUAGGUGUUUUCAUGGCUAAAUCACUCAACAAAUACGGCAUUCUUUAUUGCCACAUGGUGGAGUCAAGAACUGAAGUUACAGAAGAGAAAAGUGAAUGUUUGGUUCCUAUGAGACAAGCCUUUAAUGGUACUUUUAUUGCAGCCGGUGGGUACGAAAGGAGAAAUGGUAACGAUGCUAUAGCCCAGGAACGUGCGGAUCUUAUAGGUUACGGUCGUUUGUUCUUGGCUAAUCCUGAUUUGCCCAGAAGAUUUGAACUUGAUGCUCGGCUUAACAAGUACAAAAGAGAAACAUUCUAUACGAGCGAUCCAGCUGUCGGCUACAGCGAUUAUCCUUUUCUUGAAAUGCCCGAUUAAUGCGGGAAAAAGCCUGUCGGAAUGGGAACAUAUUUAUAGGUCUGUAAAGCCGUUAGUAGGAGUUUCCGUCAAGAUAUGUUACAUGCGUAAAAUGGGGUUUAGAUGAAUGAGAAAUUGACUAUCAACUAGGUUACUGAAAUCGAAACUUCACUUCUAUC
Cynara cardunculus var. scolymus (artichoke) is the source of this 2417-nucleotide messenger RNA. Its product is annotated as 12-oxophytodienoate reductase 1-like. Gene Ontology annotation, molecular function: oxidoreductase activity; FMN binding. The transcript is spliced from 5 exons. The record is from RefSeq and is a predicted model, not a curated record. NCBI's taxonomy places the organism in Eukaryota, Viridiplantae, Streptophyta, Magnoliopsida, Asterales, Asteraceae. The coding region runs from base 1150 to 2259 and encodes 369 amino acids.